This is a messenger RNA of Neopelma chrysocephalum (saffron-crested tyrant-manakin), 1220 nucleotides long. It is a transcript of the gene PACRG, whose product is annotated as parkin coregulated. Gene Ontology annotation, cellular component: neuron projection; cytosol; vesicle. Gene Ontology annotation, molecular function: Hsp70 protein binding; Hsp90 protein binding. The transcript has 6 exons. The record is from RefSeq and is a predicted model, not a curated record. Lineage: Eukaryota; Metazoa; Chordata; Aves; Passeriformes; Pipridae. Bases 168 to 911 code for a protein of 247 amino acids.
UCCGGGGGACCGCCCGCGGCGGCCGGUGCCCAACGAACCCCGUGAGGGAGGGACCGCAGGGCCGCAGCCGGCGGGGGCACAGCGGCGGGCGGGGGGGAGAAGCCCCCGGGGGACAAGGACAGCAGUCCGUAUUUCUCCUCUGGUCCGUCGCGGGCGCCGGUGGGGAGAUGGUAGUGGACAAGGCGGGCUCGGGCCCCUCGAAGCCCGCAGAUGACAGGUGCCCCCGGCAGCGGGAGAAGAAGAACAAGCAGCAGGCCUGCGACGGAUUCACUAUUAGAGCCAUGAUGAAAAACAGCGUGGUAAGAGGACCCCCACUUGCAGGAUCACAAAAAGAAAGACCAGCAAAGCCCACGGCAUUUCGCAAGUUUUAUGACAGAGGAGACUUUCCAAUAGCCGUUGAGCAUGAUACGAUAGCAAACAAAAUCGCCUGGAAGGUAGAGAUUGAAAAUCUGGACUAUCAUUACUUUCUGCCUUUGUUCUUUGAUGGGCUUUGUGAAACGAAAUUUCCAUAUGAGUUUUUUGCUCGUCAAGGAAUCCAUGACAUGCUGGAACAUGGUGGAAACAAGAUUCUUCCUGUCGUUCCUCAGCUCAUUAUCCCAAUAAAAAAUGCACUGAACCUUCGUAACCGCCGCGUCCUCAUCAGCACACUGAAAAUCCUCCAGCACCUGGUGGCAUCAGCUGACAUGGUGGGGGAGGCCUUGGUGCCUUAUUACCGGCAAAUUCUCCCAGUCCUAAACAUCUUUAAGCAUUUGAAUGUUAAUUUAGGUGAUGGAAUAGAAUACAGCCAGCAGAAGCGUGAAAAUAUUGGAGUUCUCAUUCAAGAGACACUGGAAGCCUUUGAACGCUACGGUGGAGAAAAUGCUUAUAUAAACAUUAAAUACAUGGUUCCCACUUAUUGGUCGUGCCUUUAAACUGAAUUAUAUUAAACGGGAUGAUUCCAUCUGUGUACUAAAAAAACUGUAUCUGACUCUGUAUGGCAUCUUGUUAGUCAUGCUUUAUUUUAUCUACAGCUGCUAAAAUAGUGGCUUCUGGGGCAUUAGAGUGUUAGCACUAUUGUGAACAAGGCUUUCCAAUACAUAAAUAGUGUCUGUUCCUUUGAUUACAAUGGUGUACUGUGCUUGUUUGUUCCCUGAAAGAAUCACUCCUUUAUAACAGAGCUGACUCGAGCAGGAAUCUGAGUUAAACCUUCACUUGUAUAGACAAUAAAACUAUAAUUUUCA